AUGGUGGCGGGCCUGUGCGCGGCUUUCGCCACCCCAGCUGCCGACCACGCUGCGGCGGCGGACGUGCAGCUGCGGGCGCUCGCGUUCUAUGACGCCUGCAUCCAGGUCCGCGCCACGGGCGGCUCCCUGUCCGGCGCCGGCGAGCUUGCCGGCAAGUUGGUUGAGCUGUCGGAGGCCCUUGCCCAGCUCAACGCUGCGCUGAUGGGCCUGGGCGGUGGCAUGGGGCCCGAGCACGAGACCCAGCUGGGUGCUGCCUGCUACGCCGUCCACGGCUGCGCCAUGCUGGGCCGCGCGCUGGCGCUGCCCCGCCACGUCGCCUACAGCGUGGCCCAGGGCGGGCUGCGCCUGGUGCUGGGCGCGGGGCGGGCGGCGCUGCUGGCGGGGCUGGCCGCCGCCGCGCGCGGCCCGGCGCCGGCGGCGCGCGCUGGCGAGCUGGCAGACGGCCUGCGCGCCGCGGCGGGGAUCCAGCUGGCCGCGCUGCACGGCAUGGCCUGCGGGCUGCAGCCUCCCGAGGAGACGCCGACGUUUGCAGCGGGGGUGGCGCCGCCGCGCGGCCUCCUGGCCUGGCUCCUCGCCGUCACCGACGCGCUGCUGCUGCCAGGCGCCCCGCCCCCAGAGGGCACUGCCCUCAAGUGGGCCAUGAGCUACCUUCCGCUGCUGGAGCUGGUGAUGCUGCCGCCCCUGCACCACCCCGGGGCCACCCCCGCCCUCAGCCCGGCCUUCCGCCUGGCCGCCUGCCGACUGGCGCUCACCCGCCUGCUGCCCGCCCUGGCGGCGGCGGCCGCCGCGGCGCUGGAUGCGGCGGACGGCGGCGGCGGCGGGCGCGGCGUGCGGCUGCCGCCGGGCACCUCCCCCGAGCUGGGCAGCCCGCCCUUCUUGCUGGAGCGGGUGUCCGGGCUGUGUGCCAUGCUGCAAGAGCGGGACACCCUCAUGCCCGCUCUGGUGGCGGUGGGGUGCCACGCCGAUGGGCCAGCCGCGGGGUGCGGAGGCGCGGCGGCGCUGGCGGCGCUGGCGGAGGCGGAGGCGGCGGUGUGGUGCUGCGGCUGCGAGGCGGCCGGCGACUUUGCCAAGCUGGCAGAGGUGACGGAGCGGCGCUGGCAGCAGACCGCGCAGGCGCCUGCGCUGGCCGCCGCGCACGCCCGCACCUGCCGCCUGGUGCACUGGCUGCUGGUGUGGACCCACGGCGACGCGCUGGUGGCGCGGCUGCUGCCAGACGGCGGCUGGUGCCGACUGGCGGCGGCCAUGCAGGGGCUGGCCGCGGCGGCGGGGUGGGCCGCGUGCGACGCGGCGGACGGCGAGGCGAGCGUUUGGGAGGAGCGGGAGAGCACCCUCGCCCAGCGCUCCAUCUUCGCGGCGCACCUGGGGGCGAGCGGGGCCCUGCUGCACGCGCUGGGCGACCGCGCCCAGCAGCGGGGCACCCUCGUGGGGGAGAGGUCUGGAGGGGGCGUCGUGCGGGGGCUCGGCGCGGGGCUUGGCGCCGUGAUCGGCCUGCUGCGCGGCGCCGGCUCCGCGAUGAGGGCCGCAGAGGCGCCGCGGAGCGCGGCGGGGUACAUGGCGGCGCUGCUGGUGGUGGUGCCUCACGACUGCUGGCACGGCGCAGACGACGCGCUGCUGCGGAAGCUGCUGGCGGCGGUGGCGGCGGAGCGGCCGCCGGGCCGGCGCUGGCCUGACGCGGCCGCCGCGCAGCGGCGGGGGCACAUGCUGACCACCCUGGCCAGCCUGGCGGACGCACAGCCGCGCCUGGCGGUCUCCCUGGUGCAGGCGGGGGUGCUGGAGCUGGCUCUAGACAGCGCCCUGCUCGCCGCCGCCUGCCCCUUUGACGCCCAGUACGACCUGUCGGCCUCCUGCCUGGAAGCCUACGCCUGCGUGGUGCAGGCGCUGCAGCGGGCGGCGGGCGAGGUGUGCGACGCCCUCGAGGCCGGCGGCGGCGGCGGGCCUGGCCCCGGCUCCAGCUCAUCGGCGGCGGCGGCGGCGGCGGCGGCGGCGGCCGACUUGGCGGCGCGGCUGCGGGCGGCACAGGCCGGCUUCGACGCGCUGAAGCAGGAGGCGCCGCGCCCCGCCGGGCAGCCCAGCUUUGCUGCCACUGGCGGGACCACGACAGAAGAGAUGGCGGGGCUCAGCCGCCGCCUGCUGCCGGCCGCCGCUGAGCUGGCGGCGCUGACGCGGCAGGGCUGGCAGGCCUCGCCCCUGGCGGCGGCCGCCCGCGGCUGCGCCUACCUGGCGUGCGCCAGCCUGGGCGGCGAGGGCGGCGCCGAGGCGGGGCAGGGCGGCGGCAGCCGGCGCUGCUCCGGGUGCCGCGUGGCCUGGUACUGCGGCACUGAGUGUUCCCAUGCCGACUGGAGGGCUGGGCACAAGCGGGUGUGCAAGGCGCUGGCGGCGGAGAGGGUGGCGGAGAGGGCGGCGGAGAGGGAGAGGGCGGCCGUGAGGGCACAGAGGGCGGCCGGCGGCAGCGAGCGGCGCACUGCGGCGGAGGGCAGAAGGGAAAGGGUGCGCACCCCACCUGAUGGGGCUUCUUGA
This is a messenger RNA of Chlorella variabilis, 2517 nucleotides long. RefSeq lists its product as hypothetical. The coding region runs from base 1 to 2517 and encodes 838 amino acids. NCBI's taxonomy places the organism in Eukaryota, Viridiplantae, Chlorophyta, Trebouxiophyceae, Chlorellales, Chlorellaceae. The transcript has 8 exons. The record is from RefSeq and is a predicted model, not a curated record.